Molecule: messenger RNA, 2060 nt
Organism: Athalia rosae (coleseed sawfly)
Lineage: Eukaryota; Metazoa; Arthropoda; Insecta; Hymenoptera; Athaliidae
Product: 8-oxo-dGDP phosphatase NUDT18
Exons: 4
Coding region: 481-1479 (332 amino acids)
Molecular function (GO): 8-oxo-dGDP phosphatase activity; magnesium ion binding; 8-oxo-GDP phosphatase activity
Source: RefSeq, a predicted model, not a curated record
CGUUGUGUGUAGUUCGGUUAAAUUAAAUCCAAGGGGAUGAGUUACAUAUGACAUAAUAAAAACGAAUUCGACGGUGAACUGUACCGAUUCACGCAUACACGAGGUAAGGAAAGAUGAUCUCUGAAAUGAGAUUGCUCUUUUCUGAUGGUUAUGGGGAAUGCAGUAUGUGAAAACAUUGACUAAAGAUCCUUUAGGAAAAUUAUGAAAAUACAGUAGCCGGAAAAGCGUUGAUUGGCUGACGGCACGUCACGGUCAUCAAGUCUACUUGUUGGGUCGUCGUCUGGAAUGCAGUAGGAGACUUGAGAACAGGCGAACGAACGCACCUAGAAUAUUUUUGACGUGUAUGGGAAAAGUUGAAUUGGUGGGGAACGUAUGUGAACACGUAAGGGACUGGCAAGUGGCAACGUAUAUGCGGACGACAGUUAUGAAUCGUUCGCUUUAAUUGCGAACGGAAGUAUUAGGAAGCAUAGCUGUAAUAAAAUGCCAGAUACUAUAGAGUGCAAGAUUAGGCUAGUGCUAAGUGGUCGAAGUUUAAAUGACAGUGACGAUUUAUGUGACUUUUCACUUGCUGAACAAAAUGAAGCAAUAGAAGCCAAAGGAAUUCAGCCUACAGCUACUUCUGACUAUGUUCCGAUUUGUCAGAAGACUGUAACAUAUGUAGUGGCAGCUGUGUUGAUUAAUGACAAUGAUGAAGUAUUGAUGAUGCAAGAGGCAAAAGCUGCUUGUGCUGGAAAAUGGUAUCUUCCUGCUGGGAGGGUGGAACCAGGCGAGGAAUUGACCGAUGCUCUGAGAAGAGAAGUCUUAGAAGAGACUGGAAUAAUCGUGGAGCCAAAAUCUUUAGUAAUGGUUGAAUGUGCAACUGGGUCUUGGUUUCGGUUUGUCAUGACGGGAAAUGUGAUCGGUGGCAAUCUGAAAACUCCGGAACAAGCUGAUGAAGAGUCGCUGCAAGCAUGUUGGAUUCAGAAUGUUGAGGAUUUAUCCCUUAGAGCCAUUGAUAUUAUACCAUUGAUACGAAGAGUCAGAGAAUACAAGCAAGGCCUGAACCCUCCGUGGCAUUCAGAAUUGCUCCCUGUACCCACUCCUCAUCAUAAACUUUAUUUAAGAUUGAUUGUCUGCAUAAAGAAGAAAGCAACCAAUAGAAUGCACGUUCUGCUAUCAGAGAGAACUGAAUAUCAUUUACCUAUUUGUGAGAUAAAUCCGAGACGAAAUCUUCAUUCCACGCUACAUAAAUUCAUGGUGGAAAUUUUUGGUGCUGAUGUAGCUCAACAUAGACCACAUGGCUUGCUAUCUGUAGAAUACGCCGGAGGGCAUGGAGAGGAUGGUCUAUGUUUGACAAUGCUGGUUGCUUUUCGACCUCCUUUAGAGGAGGUCCCUAUUAUUGGAAAGUUUGUGUGGCAUGAACUCUCUCAAUCUCUCGGUGAUGCUCUAGUGUCUGUUACUCCAAGGAACAUGACAAUACCCCUCAAGGUAGUACGUUAAAUUUAGAAGAUGAACUGAAAAUUUUUUGAGACAAUGGAAUCUGGAAUAGCUAAUAUUAUCAAGGUAGCUAUAAUGAUAUGUGCGAUCUGUUAUGAAGAAAUUUAAGUGGGAAUUAUUACGAUUUCGAAUCAAAAUAAUCAAUGUUUUUUCAUGUUGGACUGGUUUUGCUAAAAAAUUUCUAGUUUAUACAAAUUAUAAUGACCCAAAGUGCGGUUCAAUUUUGCUAUGACUUCUGUUCAAUGGUAUUCAGUACUUGCUUUGAGGAAGAAUAAAAGUGUACCCGCACUUGUUGAAUUUAUUAUAAAAGUUAUACAGAAUCUAACGUAUGUAUUUAACCAACGGCAUUAAUCCCAAUUCCGAGUGACAUUGUUUUAUUUGUGCAAUGUUUGAUAGCAUAAUCGGAUCAGGUGGUUGUAUUAUAAUGACAUUCCAUGUCAAAUUUGGCUAGGUAUUUUUAACAAUGAUUAUUUAUAAUAACUUUAUGCUUACCAUUUCCAAAUAAUUUGUUACUUUUACUUUGUUAUCGUUGCUACUUUUUAUGAUUGAAAUUUGUAUGAUAAAUUUAUUUCAAAGUUGGAAAA